Molecule: messenger RNA, 1203 nt
Organism: Homalodisca vitripennis (glassy-winged sharpshooter)
Lineage: Eukaryota; Metazoa; Arthropoda; Insecta; Hemiptera; Cicadellidae
Product: gustatory receptor for sugar taste 43a-like
Exons: 1
Coding region: 1-1203 (400 amino acids)
Biological process (GO): sensory perception of taste
Cellular component (GO): axon; membrane; neuronal cell body
Source: RefSeq, a predicted model, not a curated record
AUGUCACCUUUGUCUAAAGAAGUGCUUAUUUUUAGUCAAAUAUUUGGUGGUUUCCCUUUGACAUCCCUGGGAAACAAGAAACUUAAAUUUUCACUUCCGGUUUUCUGGUGGGGCCUAGUCUUAACUGCACUACAGAUACUGACAACGGAGAUAGGACUGUACACAGACUACAGGAAGAAACUUGCUGGUGUGCCUUUACGAAUGUUUGAGGACAUUUCAAUCAUCGUUGUAGUUCUGGACUUCGUCUCUCUUAAAUUGAUGUCUGUUGUUAUAUUCAUCAGCUGUUCCAGGAAACACGAACAGUUUAUCAAUAUUCUUGAUAUCCUGGAGAAGGUGGAUCAAAAACUUCAUAAAAAAUUACCGGAAGUGAACGCCAAAGCGAAAGUAUUACUAGUCUCUAUCGUCAUCACAAUUCUAAUUACGGGUAUUGGUGUGUUGGAUUUCCAAAGAUCUGUCUUUUUAGGCAAUAAAGAUUAUAUUUCGUCACUUUGCUAUAUUCCCCCGCUGAUCAUGCUUUUUUCUCAAGCAUCUUUGUUCCUCCACUUCACUCAAGUAGCUCAGAGUAUCGCCACAAGGUUUGGUAUUAUCAAAGCCAGGGUCAAAGAGGAAGUGUUAAGAAACAGACGGGAACGACCAAGGAACACCCAUUAUAUCAGGAUCGCUAAUGUCCCCCACAACAACAAAGGGCUCUACACCAUCCACGAGGUCGAGUCACUCAUGAGCGCCUUCUGGAUGCUAUGCGACGCUGUUCAUCAGGCUAACAGCUUCUACGGAGACCAGCUGCUGAGUGUCUUCUUUACCUCGCUUGUCCAUAUCACGAUCAGUAUUUACUACUUAAUCGGUAGCGUAAUACUAAGACAGUCAACCGCUAUCACUGUGUUAGGAGGGUUGGCUAUCGCCCACAUUGCUCAUCUGGUUCUGUUGGUGCGGCCGAGCACACUGGUGGCUGAACUGGCCGACGGCAUGGCACCUAUGAUUUGCAAGUUGAUCAACACGGGUUUGGACCCAAUUCUGGUGGAACGCCUUGAAGAGCUUUUGUUGCAGUUAGGGAAACGUAAAUCAAGAUUUUCUGCACUUGGAUUUUUCCAACUUCAAAACUCCGCCGUAAUCAAGAUGGCUGGUGCAGUGACCACCUAUUUGGUGGUAUUAGUCCAGUUUCAAUUAGAAAUAGUUCCACCUGAAUUCUUUAUAUCAGUUACCUAA